Messenger RNA from Culex pipiens pallens (northern house mosquito), 1976 nucleotides. RefSeq names its product SEC14-like protein 2. Bases 665 to 1900 code for a protein of 411 amino acids. The transcript has 5 exons. NCBI's taxonomy places the organism in Eukaryota, Metazoa, Arthropoda, Insecta, Diptera, Culicidae. Gene Ontology annotation, cellular component: cytoplasm. The record is from RefSeq and is a predicted model, not a curated record.
UAGCGGCGGUAACGGAAGGCAGCAACAACCUGCGAGCGAGUUGAAGAACUAGAGAGGUAUCCAGACCAUCUGACGACGUAGUCAACCGUAACCACCCUCUUUGUGGUGCAAUCUCGGAACUUGACCACCAGUUGGUACAUCCGUGCUAAGCUCACCCCGAACUUCUGGAGGGGGUGGUUAUCGGCGCGUUCGCGACUCGGACUUGGCGACUUACGAAAGGGUUUUUGCCUGGGAUUUGGUGGUGAUUUGCAUAUUGAUCGUUAAAGGGGUUAUUGAUUCGCGGGUUCUUAAGUGAGUCACAACGUGACUAAGCAAAGUUCGCGCUGCUCCGGCGGGGGGUUUCAAAGUGCAUCGCAAAUACCGUCUUAUCGUAGUCGCGAGUUCAAAGUGUCGACAAGUGGAUCAACGACUUAUCGCGGCGCGUUGGUUCGACUUAACCUAAUGAUAAAUCACUUUCCAGGUUCUUCCAGAUAUUGUAAGGGUGACUUUUCUUGAAGUGGUUCGAGUGAUUACUCUGGUGGGCGAUCAACUGUCCGAAGAAGAGCCACCGCGUGGUGUUAAUAGUGAAGAGUGAGAGUUAUCUUGGCGGUUAUUAGCGGCACUUUCGAACCAGCCAACCUCGAAGUCUGAAGUCAGGAAGGCAAAAAAUAAAUAAAAAUCAGCGAUGGCUUCGAAAACACUGGCGCUGCAGGAUGAUGAGCGGUUCGCGCUGAUGAAGUUCCGCAGACAGGUCGCCGACGUGCUGAAGCCAGAACACGAUGAUUACUACUUGCUGCGGUGGCUGCGAGCCCGCUCGUGGAACCCGGAGGCCGCCGAGAAGAUGCUGCGCGACUCGAUGAAGUUCCGCGAGCGCUGGAACGCCGACGAAAUCGACCAGUGGCCAACGCCCCAGGUGCUGAAGGACCUGACGCCGCACGGGACGCCCGGAUUCGACCGGGACGGUUCGCCGAUCAUCAUCAUUCCGUUCGCCGGGUUCGACAUCUGGGGCCUGCUGCACACGGUUUCACGGGCGGACAUUGUCCGCAUGACGAUGCAGGCCCUCGAGCGUUACAUGAAGCUGGCCUUCGAGCAGAGCCAGAAGACGGGUAAUCCGGCCUGUCGACAGGUCGUGGUGAUCUUCGACAUGGAGAACUUUAACCUGAAGCAGUACGUGUGGCGACCGGCUUCCGAGGUGGUCAUUUCGCUGAUCAAGAUGUACGAAGCGAAUUAUCCGGAGAUUCUCAAGUGCUGCUACAUCAUAAAUGCGCCAAAGGUGUUUGCGUUUGCGUACAACAUGGUUAAAAAUUUCCUCGGCGAGUACACCAUCACCAAGAUCAAGAUCUACAAAUCGGACCAGUCCAAGUGGCUUCCGCCGAUUCUGGAACGGUGCGACCCGUCGCAGCUGCCGGCCCACUUUGGUGGCACCCAAACCGAUGACGACGGAAAUCCCAAAUGUGAAACGAAGGUCAAAUACGGCGGAAAGGUCCCGAAAGAGCUGUACACCUCGAAGGAGGACAGCUUCAACAACAACGUGCCGUUCAACGAAACCGAGAUCAAGAAGGGUGGGAAGUUGAAGUUGGCUUUCGAUUGCGAGGAUGCGGGAUGUUUCUUGAAGUGGGAAUUCCGCACGUUCGAGCACGACAUUCGGUUCGGCAUCAAGUGCACCAACAAAAAGACCAUGGAAAGCAACGAGGAGGUCCCCCUGCGGCGAGUAGCAUCCCACCAGAUUGACGAGUCCGGAUUUAUCCCCUGCCAGCCGGGAUGCCACUAUUCCGUCCUGUUCGACAACUCGUACAGUUACUUCAAAACCAAGAAGAUCCGGUAUUCGGUCGUGAUGACGACUCCGCUGGCCGAGAUUGAGCAAGCGGCCUGCGAAAACAUUGCCCCACUCGCAACGGAGGAUGCCGUAGAAGCGCUGUAACGACCGUAAAGCGUCACGAAUGAUAAUCAUUCUUCCUCCUGUACAUAAAUCUUUAAAGAUACUAGCAAAAACAAAA